Messenger RNA from Pseudoliparis swirei, 6470 nucleotides. RefSeq names its product GNAS complex locus (gene gnas). The transcript has 12 exons. The coding region runs from base 2987 to 4126 and encodes 379 amino acids. Gene Ontology annotation, biological process: sensory perception of chemical stimulus; adenylate cyclase-activating dopamine receptor signaling pathway. Gene Ontology annotation, cellular component: heterotrimeric G-protein complex. The record is from RefSeq and is a predicted model, not a curated record. Gene Ontology annotation, molecular function: corticotropin-releasing hormone receptor 1 binding; GTP binding; GTPase activity. Lineage: Eukaryota; Metazoa; Chordata; Actinopteri; Perciformes; Liparidae.
UUUGUUCGAGAGGAACAACGCACAUUGAUGAACACUUUAAAUUAAAAUGUAAAUGCACCCAAUUACAGCUGCAUUGUCUGUCCCCCUGCCAGCAUGUACAGGCUGAGUGUCCUAGAGGAAAAGGUCAUGCCAAAGUGCAGUAGUAAUAAACUACAAUCAAUUAUAGUCUAUAGCUGACAAUACACAAUAGUUCGUUAAUAAAAAGUUAACAAUAGAUAAAUUAAAAAAAUUGCAUAUAUAUAAGCGAAACAAGAGAAAAUAUCAGAGAUUUCACAUACAUCAUAUUGCACACAGAUAUAUUGCACAUAGGGGCAUUAAUUAAUGAGCACAUGAUAAGGUUUCAUUCAUUCAUAUAACAUUCAUUCAUCACAUAUCCAUGACAGUACUACUAUCUAUGAGCACAAAAGGCUCUGGUGACUCGAGGGCCACGGGCAGGUCUCUGUUUGAUGUACUCAUUCAGCGGAGGAGGUGCCAGACCAUUUAGGGCUUUGUAAGUGAUGCUGGCUUCUUUAAGGCUGAUAGGGUUGUUAAAACUUUUUAAAACUUAUGUUUGUUCAGAAUGUGGCAGGAUGGGUUUGCGGUUUCUUGUGAAAUACUUUGAUUGCUCACUUAUUCAGAGAUUCUAUGGCUUUGAGCGUUGCUGUGCACGUGAGUGACCAGCUGGGCAGACAGUACACUAAAUGUGCGAAGAUCAUGGAAUGUAGGAAUGUCCUGCUGCGCUCUCUGCAAGCUGUUUCUGAUGUGCCUGAAGUUUAGUAGGUUGAAUUUGAUGUAGCUCGCUAACUUUUGGACAUAGCUCUUAAAGGUAUCUUAAAUGUGGCCCUAUGAUAUUCAUCCAUGUAUCAUUUGAGUAAUUUGAAUAUAACAUGUAUGUCUAAAUGUUUAUUUUUUCAGAACUAUUAUUAUUAUUAUUACUAAUCAUAGUAUUGUUGCUGUUAUUAUUUGAUGGUGUAUACAAAAUCCUUCAACCAAAGAAAUAACUACUAUUUCUCCACUUUCAGAUGCCAUGAAAGGUUCACCUCUGGGCUGUGGCUAAUUGUAAACACAGCAAACAUACACGUGUUGACUCGUGUCGUCGUGUGUUGAACAAUAGUCAAUGUGUGUGUAUAUGUGUCCGAGGUGUCCUCUGUGAGUGUAGCUGGAGCUCUGGGAGCCCCUGGCCCGGCUGCUGUGCGCGACGCCCAUCCUCCGUGCGGUCGUUUUCUUUGAAGAGGGCGCCGUUUUCUCCGCAGAGACCCGCCGGUGACGCUGCUCCGCGCCCGGGCCACGUGACGUGACGAGGCGAAGCCGCCUCUCCUCUCCUCUCUCGGUCCUUCCUUCCCAGGGUUCAAUGAGCGCCGUGUGGCCCCACCCCGUCUCUCUUCGGCGCUGUCUAUCUCCUCAAUGUAGUGGGCUACUAUUCUCGGAGAAAGAGAGAGAGAGAGAAAAAAAAGCGAGAAAAUAAUAACCUCCAAUAAUUGGUUAUUCCUGCCUUUCACCUUCCACGACCAGCGGCCGGGAGGGGAGCGGCCUUCGGGGUGGGAAUGUGCUGCUACAACAACCCCGCGUCCUAUUUUUUUGUCAAUGUAAAUGCACAUGCAGUCUCAAGCCUGUAGCCUAUUUACCCACCUCGGAUUCAAGAGGGACAUUGAUAUACCUGUGUGUGUGAGAGUGUGUCGCCACUGUGUGUACACACACAUUUAGGCCGUAUGUGGGCUUUAUAAACCGAGCCUGACAGCAGGGGUUGCCUUUUCACCUGCGAGAAACGGGGAUACGUUUCGAGGGAUUUUUUUUUCGCAUCUCCGUCACGUUUCCGUUUCUCUUCUUUUCUUCUUCUCCUUUUUUUUUUUUUUUUUCAAAAUGAUUUUUCCUUGAAGGGAUUCAUCGGGGCCGAGUCGGGAGUUUAGAGGGGGGGGAAGUAUCGGUGCGCAGUUUUGGAGGCUCGGUGGUGAUGUGAGGGGCUGAUAACACAUUUCAGCUACAAAAGCGAGGGGCAGGGAGAGAGAGAGAGACGGAGAGAGAGAGAGAGAGAGAGAGAGCGAGCGAGAGAGCGAAGGCCCUUUGGAGGAGAAACACAGCCGUCACAAAUAAGGAGGACAAAUCGUGGGGGUAUCGGAUCGUUUCGGAGUUGGAGGUGGUGGGGCAUCCGGCCGAAAAGACAACCGCAGUGAGUUUGGAGCUGUUUGGGGUUGAUUUGAUGCAACGAGUGAAACGGAGCCGGAGGAUGACGACGGAAGCGCUGAGAAUAUCACACAUGUAGCUCGUUGGGCUGUUAAUAUUGUUUUCCUUCCUCCUUGUCAACCCUCCUUGUCAACUCCCUCCCGACCAAGACAGCCGCCGGGGACACGGGAGAAAUAGACAGAGAAUAAGUGCACGCCUUUUGGAAACGUUUAUCAUGAACGAAGACGCGGAAACGAGCCGCGCCGCAGCACGGGAGAGGUUUUCGGACAAGCCGAGUUCGGCUCCUUGUCACGGCUGGCAGUGAGACGCAAGACCCGGGCUUUACGGAGAUGCAAAUUCGGCGGUUUGUUCUGCCUCCGUUUGAGGUGAAAGCCAGAUUUUUCGUGUGUUGACACACGUUGAGGAUUACAAUUGUUAACGUGACACAGUUGACGAGGGGCCAACGAGCGGCGGGGGGAACGAAACGCACACAAAAAGCCUCCAGUGCACGUGAAGGAGGAACAGCUCGAGCAGGAUUCAGCUAACCGAGAAGGCGGCCUCGGUGUAGUCAGCCACAGUAUCCUGCCCUUUCCCUGACAGCAGAAUACGCGUUAUGGACACAUAAUUUCUCCAGUGCUGCACCGCGAACGGGUUCUGGAGCAGGCCGGGGACGUCGCACGGGCUACAUGUGGGUGGCAUUGCUACCAAAAUCCGCAUGUCAAACGAGGGGACUAGACUAGUUUAGUUUUUUUUCUUCCUUUCGACAUAAACCCCCUCCACCUCCACUUCUUCUUCCACCUCCACCACCUCCUCCUCCCCUGGAACCCCCUUUUUUUCUUGCGGGAAGAUGGGUUGUUUGGGCAACAGUAAGACUGAAGACCAGAGAAAUGAGGAGAAGGCACAAAGAGAAGCAAACAAAAAGAUAGAAAAGCAGCUCCAGAAAGACAAACAGAUAUACAGAGCGACACACAGACUACUACUUUUGGGAGCUGGAGAGUCAGGAAAGAGCACCAUCGUGAAACAGAUGAGAAUCCUUCAUGUCAACGGCUUCAAUACAGAAGAGAAGAAGCAGAAAAUUCACGACAUCAAGAAUAAUAUUAAAGAGGCUAUUGAAACCAUAGUAACAGCUAUGAGCACCCUGGCACCUCCAGUGCAGUUGGCGUGCCCACAGAGCCAGCACCGGAUCGAAUACGUGCUCAACCUCGUCAGCCAGAAGGACUUUGAGUUUCCCCCUGAGUUUUACGACCAUGCGAAGACACUGUGGCAGGACGAGGGGGUCAGGGCGUGCUUCGAGAGAUCCAACGAGUACCAGCUAAUCGACUGUGCACAAUACUUUCUAGACAAGAUUGACAUUGUGAAACAGAGUGACUACACUCCAACAGAUCAGGAUUUGUUGCGGUGCAGAGUUCUGACUUCAGGCAUCUUUGAGACGAGAUUCCAAGUGGACAAAGUUAAUUUCCAUAUGUUUGACGUUGGCGGUCAAAGAGACGAACGCAGGAAAUGGAUUCAGUGCUUUAACGAUGUGACGGCCAUCAUCUUCGUGGUGGCCAGUAGCAGUUACAACAUGGUGAUCAGAGAGGACAAUCAGACUAACCGUUUACAGGAGGCCCUCAACCUCUUCAAGAACAUCUGGAACAACAGGUGGCUGCGGACCAUUUCUGUCAUCUUGUUCCUAAAUAAACAGGACCUGUUGGCAGAGAAGGUGCUGGCAGGGAAGUCCAAAAUCGAGGAAUACUUUCCUGAAUUUGCUCGCUACACCACACCUGACGAUGCGACCCCAGAGCCUGGAGAGGAUCCACGUGUUACAAGGGCAAAGUACUUCAUAAGAGAUGAAUUCCUGAGGAUCAGCACAGCGAGCGGGGACGGGAGGCACUACUGUUACCCCCACUUCACCUGCGCCGUCGACACGGAAAACAUCCGCCGUGUCUUCAACGACUGCCGAGACAUCAUUCAGCGGAUGCACCUGCGACAGUACGAGCUGUUGUGAUGGACGAAGAAGAGAAGAAGAAAAGUGUUCGGCCAAAAACACAUGAACUGGACUUUGAAAAACCCUGAGUCUCUGAACUCCCCUCUUCCACAGAAGUGUGUGAGCUCUUGUGAAGGAACGGGGGGCCAAAACACACACACACACACUUAAACACACCCUUAACUCAGUACUUCCCCUCAUGCAAACUCCCUAUCUGCAGUAUACUGAGUUAGUUUGAUGGAAGGGUUUAAGGGGUUAACACAUGAAUAGACUCUGAUCUCCACCUUCAGCCAUACUCCCAGCUCUACAGUGCUCAACAUUCUAUAUCGUCCACACACACACACACACACACACACACACACAUUCUCCUCACCUUUCUAGAGACGGAAAUCGGCCCAGUCCGGACCGUAUGUACUGCAGCGCGGAAGGUUUGAGAACGUUCCCUCUUGUUGAGGUCGGAAUGAAAACGGAGGGAGCUAUAACUUCAGUGAAACUCGGAAAAUGGAUAACCGUUGAAUUAUUGCGACUAGAGAACAAACAUGUCGUAACGGAUCAGCUGAACGCUGCAUCCAAGAAAAAACCUAAAAAGCACUGUGCUCAGAACUUUACUCAAACCAAGAACACCAUUCCUUCCCAUCGCUCAUGCACAUAAUUUCAACCACAGGAUCUGCUCGCACACAGAAACGUUUCACACCCGCUUUCAACUGGACUGGACAACCGGUUGGUUCCGGUUAUGUACUGAUCAGUGAUGGUUGAGCAGUUAGCUGAUUUUUUUUUUCCCCCCCUUCUUUUUAGCACAGUGCUUUGAGAUUAAACAAACUGAGUUACUCUGCCGCUGAGCCCCGAGGAGCAGCGUGACCACAGACGAAACGGACACAGGGUGUGUUGGCUCGUGGGGGGUUGGUGGGGGGGGACAGAGCCAACACUGAUGUGACUCCCUGAUGUGACUCCCUGAUGGAGUCUAGACACGUUUGACAGACGACGGCGGCAGUCACUCGACUUCUCCACACAUCUGUUUGGCCGCCUGACUUUGUCUUGUUGGUAGUGGAGGAAACCUUGAGUUUAAAACGAAAAGAAACGACGAAAAUUACCAACUUUUAUGGAGCCUAACUGUCGGAGGGCAGGAAGCCUCCUUCUACAGUACAGUACCAUCAUCUUGUCAUGAUUGACCCCGUUUCACUGUCUCCACAGCUGUUUCUGUCUGUGUAGACUUUGUGCCAUUGUGCCCUGUGCGCUCUCUUUCUCUUUACUCUCCUUUUUUUUCCCGCUCCUCCUUCCCAUCUCUACUUCUAUCUUCCUGGCAGUGCUCUUUUGAAGAGGAAACUAAAUAUAAUAAUCCUGAAAUAUAAAAAAAAAUAUGACGACAACAAACGGGACACUAAUGUUUUUUUGUUUUCUGUUAUUUUGAUACUUGUGUGGUGAAACGGCCUGCUCGCACCUCCCUGCCAUUCCCUCCUCUCUGCCUUCCUUACAUCUUUCCUCUUCUCACCUCCUUCCUCCCUGACCUCUUUCUCCUUUGUAUGUCUGUCUUUACAUUACUGCUGAACUAUUAUUCUUGUACAGACUGUAAAAUGUAUUAUUUUGUACAACUUUAUUGAGAAAAAAAAAUUACUUUUAGAAGAUCCCUGUGCCUUGAUCACGACUGUACGUGUGUAAUGAGCUAAAGUGGGUGUCAUACUGCGCUGUAUAGCUUGGCCAAUCCCCUCCUAACUCCCAGCCUUUCUCUCCACUUCCUUCUCUCUCUUUCUCAUUCUAUAUCCCUCUCACUCUUUAUCUCUCACUCUCUCUCGCCUGUCCUCUCUCUCCUCGGUGACUGAGGACAACCAUUCGUAGCUUUUGUAGUUUCUUUUUUUUCUCUCCCAUACUUUCCCAUUCUCUUAUGAUUUAAAUAUCUAUUUUUGAAUCCAUAUACUCCAAAAAGAUAAAUAUAUGAAAUGUAUAUGGGUUUAAAAAAAAGUAUUUUAUUAGAAUCAAAUGAACCUUGACAAAUUGUACACUUGAUAGUGUGCAUAUUGCUAUAACUUAAAUGCUUUCAACUGAAGUUGUGUUCAGGUUUCUUUUGUUGUCUUUCAGUUGACAUCUGCAAAGGAUUUCUGUAGGGUUAAAGAGGAGUUGACAGAUGCAAAACAUUGCUUGUUUCUACAUGAAUCGUAUUCUUUUGCUAAAAAAAAAAAAGGCCAAAAGAAAAUGUAAAAUAAAUCCUUUUCAGUUAAUUUUCUGAUGCACUGCAGAGGCGGCCUGUACAGUAUUAGCAUCUCUCCUUUCAGAGCCCUGGUCCUCAUUUAAUGUGUACAACAAAUAUGGGUCUCUACUUUCUGAACAGAAGCUCUAAGAAAUAAAGAUUGUUUUUUGGUGCCGACAGCAA